Molecule: messenger RNA, 3268 nt
Organism: Syzygium oleosum
Lineage: Eukaryota; Viridiplantae; Streptophyta; Magnoliopsida; Myrtales; Myrtaceae
Product: probable RNA-dependent RNA polymerase 5
Exons: 19
Coding region: 135-3092 (985 amino acids)
Biological process (GO): siRNA processing
Cellular component (GO): nuclear RNA-directed RNA polymerase complex
Molecular function (GO): RNA-directed RNA polymerase activity
Source: RefSeq, a predicted model, not a curated record
AGGAGGUGUCGACAUUCUCCAUUUUGAUUUCAGAUUUUCCCCGGAAAAUUCGAACACCGUCUCUCCGUCGCGAUCGAUCAAGCUCAGAAACCUCUCACUCACUCUCUCUCUCUGAGACACACUCGUCGACCGCCAUGAACGCUUCGCCUUCGCAGAUGGUGCCGCUUCCUCUUUCCGUCGAGGACGCGAUACGCCGAAUCUGCACUGAUCAGAACCAGCCUCCCCCGAACGCGUCGACUCGGAGGAAGCUCGCGUCGCUCAACGAAGAGGCCGCGCUUCGGGUCCUGAGGUCGACAGCCGCGACGAAAAUCAAGUGGUCCAUCGACGGUCUGAUCUCCCGCAUCAUCGAAAGCGGCACCGGCGCCGGCGCCGGCUCUUGUCCCUCGCCGUCUCCGUCGAAGAUCGCUCGCAUGUCCUUGAAUGAUCAAAGUCCGGCCCACAAUGGAUUGGGAAGCUCUCCUGUGCGAGAUCAACAGAUUGGAAGUCCGAGACUUCUUCCGAGUUUGCAAAAUUGGAAUGGACAAGCAGUUAGCCCCCACAUGAAGGCGUUGAGCGAACUGGAGUUUAGAAAAGCAUUUCUUAUUCUAAACUACAUUGGGGAAGGAAAUCUUGAAGAUGCCAUAGACAGCGAUAGGAUUCGACUGCUGAAAGAUCUCAGAAUGAUCGAAUUUGAGGAAGUGGUCUGGAAUGCCAUUGGGCGGUUUCGUGUCAAGAAAGAUGACCGUUGUAAGCAUGUUGACUGGGAUUCUGGAAGGACACAUUUCUACCAUUGUCACGUUUCACCUCAGGGGUGUUAUUGUUUUAAAGGACCUUACCUUAAUAAGACGAGAACACUUCUACAAAAGGCAUUAGGAGAUGAGAAUGUUCUCCUUGUCAAGUUGGCAGAAGAGAUGUCGGAUGAUACUCUUACUAUGUAUAGAAAGAUUGCAAAGGAAGGGAUUCCUGUUGGUUUGCGUCGAUACAAGUUCUUCGUGUUUAAGGAUGGGGGCAAAGAAGAGAGAAAAAGAGACCCUACUACAUCCUCUGUGAGGUGUUACUUUGUUUGCAUGGAGUGCGAGGCACUUAAAGAAAGGAAAACAGUACAUGAAGCUAGAUGCUUCUUCAUGCAUGCACAUACAGUGUCCAGCAUAUCCCGCUACAUGAUACGGUUGUCUCUUAUCUUGUCCAAGACCGUUAGCUUGGAAGUUGACUGGAAUCGAGUGACGAUUGAGAGAAUUAAGGAUAAGGAUUGCAAGCAGGACAAAGAGGGAAAUUCCAUCUAUGAUAAGAACGGAAAACCACUUAUACAUACUGAUGGAACUGGAUUUGUUUCCGAGGACAUAGCUUUGAAGUGUCCUGGAAAUAUUUUCAAGGGAAGAGGUGUGAUUGCUCCUGCUUUUAAGGGAUUUGCUGGCUGCGGCGAUGAUGAGCAGAUACUUAGAGAGGGCAUCUGUGAUCCGCCUUUGCUGAUUCAGUGCCGUCUAUACAAUGAUGGUAGAGCCGUCAAGGGAACUCUUCUCCUUGAUAAGCAACUCCCCCCUCAUACAAUUCAUAUUCGACCGUCGAUGAUCAAGGUUGAAAAGGACCCUAAGCUUUCAGAUAUCAGGACCAUUGAAUCACUGGAAAUAGUACAAACAAGCAAUAAACCAAAGCCUGCGUGUCUUUCAAAGACCUUGAUUGCACUUUUAAGCUAUGGUGGGGUCCCGAAAGAAUUUCUUUUGGACUUGCUGGAGAGUGCUCUGGGAGAUGCAAAUAGUGUCUUCUCUAGUAAACGAGCGGCUUUAAGAGUUUCGGUGAAUCAUGGUGAGAAGGAUGGUUUCAUCGCGGCCAGAAUGAUCUUAUCUGGGAUUCCUCUGGACGAAACAUACCUACAGAAUCAUCUAUCCGAACUGAUGCAGGAUGAAAAGAAGAGUUUGAAAGGAGGAAGGAUUCCUAUUCCAGAUUCUUACUAUCUUAUGGGGACAGCCGAUCCCACAGGAAUUCUUAAAAGUGAUGAAGUUUGUAUUAUUCUUGACAGUGGACAAAUUUCAGGGAAGGUAUUAGUAUACCGCAAUCCUGGUUUGCAUUUCGGAGAUAUUCAUGUUUUGAACGCUACAUAUGUGGAAGCAUUGGAAACAAAAGUUGGAAAUUCCAAGUAUGCCAUAUUUUUCCCCACUAGUGGACCGCGCUCCUUGGCCGAUGAAAUAGCUAGUGGGGAUUUCGAUGGGGAUAUGUAUUGGGUUUCACGGAACCCUCAGCUGUUGAAGUACUUUACACCGAGCCAGCCAUGGGUAUCUGCUUCUGCAGCGCAAGACAUGAACUGCAAGAAGCCAAGUGACUUGUCUUUUGAGGAGUUGGAGUGUGAGUUGAUUGAUUUAUGGUUGAACACUAGAUUUAACCCAAGUUACACAGUGGGUGUUGCAGCUGAUAGUUGGCAGGCAUUGAUGGAUCGUCUUCUAACGCUUGGUAGUGAUCAAGUUGAUGAAAAACGUCGGGUGGAGAGAAACCUUUGUCAGUUGAUUGACAUAUAUUAUGAUGCCUUAGAUGCUCCUAAGAAUGGUGGAAUAAAGAUUAAAGUUCCCAAACUUUUGAAGGCAGAAACUUUCCCACAUUACAUGGGAAAGGAUAAUUCCAUUUCCUUUCGCUCCAAAUCUAUCCUCGGAUUGAUUUUUGAUACGGUAGAAUCAUACCAGGCAGAAAUUCCAACCGGCAAAGGGAUCUGGAAGAUCCCAUAUUUUGAUGUGGAAAUCCCGAAUGACUGCCAAAUGGAGUGGGGAAGACGCUACCCCGAAUAUAGAAAGGAGAUGGAAGCUGCUCUAAGCCAAGGUGCAGAAGGGAAGGAUUGCUCCCCAGAUGAUGUAAUAAAGAAAUAUAAGCAGUUGCUAUAUGGUGCACCGGAUUUCGAAGAGAGCCCGAGGAGGUGGGACGAUAUUUUCAAUGAGGCUCUCGCGAUCUAUAACAUUUCGUACGAGUACGCGACAGGAAGGCAUGCCGCGAUCGGAGGGAAAGCCAUCGGCUUAUGCGGAUUCGCUUGGAAAGUGGCAGGUCCUGCGCUCUGCCAGAUUUAUGCCAUGAAGCAGGGGCAGAAGUCGAUCGUCUGCCUACCCUCAGUUCUAAAGGAAAUCUUCAGUUGAAACUUAUGUUUGGCUUUAGCUUAAAGUACAAUUGUUUAUAUCCCUCUUAUUUAUCUUAUCAUCCGCAAAUCUCUUGUUUUCUACAUAACAAAAUACGCCUUUUAGGUUUUUACUGAUAGAGGUGAUCAUUCCUCGGGCUCAACUGGGCCCUAAGGUUGGAUUACAUUUUCGCCGAA